GGAGGCGCUGGGACAAGGAAUUUCCAUUCACUGGUUGCCCUUUAUCAAUAUCCUGGGGCGGUUCUUUCCCCAGGGAGAGUCCAGAGCUGUCAUGGAAAGUCAGGCCAGGGGGUAUAUCAUGUCGAAGCCCAGGCAGCAGAGGCAGGUAGCUCUCGGUGGCCCUGACUCAGCAAGAGCUGCCAGCUUGUUGGAGCUGACCGAGUUCUGGGUUGAACAUGAAGUUCUCUUCCUUGGCCCUGCUCUCCCUGCUGCUGGCAGCUCUCUGGACUGGAAGCCAGGGUGUAUCCUUCCGCAGCCCCUAUAGCGCUUGCUGCUACAAGGACAUGUUCAUCCAGAAGAAAAUCCCUGCCCUCCUCAUCAAGAGCUACCAGGAGACACCUUCCCACUGCUCCCACAGGGCUGUGCGCGUGGAGCUGCGGAAUGGGAAGAGGUUCUGCAUGGACCAGCACUGGUUCCAGCAACACCAGCAGCAGCAGCAGUCAACCCGCACCUCUGGCAUGAAGCUGCCUUCUCCAUAA
This is a messenger RNA of Neopsephotus bourkii (Bourke's parrot), 518 nucleotides long. RefSeq names its product regakine-1-like. The transcript has 3 exons. NCBI's taxonomy places the organism in Eukaryota, Metazoa, Chordata, Aves, Psittaciformes, Psittacidae. Gene Ontology annotation, biological process: cellular response to tumor necrosis factor; chemokine-mediated signaling pathway; immune response. Gene Ontology annotation, cellular component: extracellular region. Bases 216 to 518 code for a protein of 100 amino acids. The record is from RefSeq and is a predicted model, not a curated record. Gene Ontology annotation, molecular function: CCR chemokine receptor binding; chemokine activity.